AUGCCUUCGCUGACUGAAAAACUCGUCCUGAAAGUUUCUCUUACCCCGCUGACAUACCUAUUCACUCGCAUCAACUCGGUCUUUCAAUCGCAGCGCAGGGCAUGGAAAGACUUCGCCGAAAAUUGUCCGGAUCCUGCUCUUGUAUACCUGAUUAAUGGCCCUAUGGAGGAUACUGGAAGACUGCUGAACAUGACACAAAACUUUCUGCGAAAGCUCAUCGACUUGGCAGAGAUCAAAUUGAAGCAGGUAGAAACGGAAGCACAAAUAGCCGGUGCAGAAUGGCUCGACAACCCGACCGAUCCCAUGAAAAACGCCAGAUUCCUCAUGGCGAGAAAGAUUCAUAGCGCCUACUUCAAGCAUAUGAGGGAGGCUUGGGAUGUUGGAUUAAAAAUCAUUCCUGGAAUACAGGCGAGAUUUGACGAUAUGGAGGACACGCUCGAGAAGCUUGCUGUGCUCAUACCAAUCGAGGAGCUGGCGCUGCCACUUGGGCCGUUCGUAGUCAAGGCAUUAGAGAUCAACGACAGGAUGUGGGUGUUUGCAAUAAGGUUAUUGGGCAUCUUGCGGACGGUUGAUAUCCCCCUCGGUGUUGCGACUGUGGCUGUCAACGUCGAAAAGUACCCAGAAGCGGACAAACUUGCGCGAGCAAGAUACAAAUUUGGGGACUACUGA
Alternaria metachromatica is the source of this 669-nucleotide messenger RNA. RefSeq lists its product as uncharacterized. The transcript has a single exon. NCBI's taxonomy places the organism in Eukaryota, Fungi, Ascomycota, Dothideomycetes, Pleosporales, Pleosporaceae. The record is from RefSeq and is a predicted model, not a curated record. The coding region runs from base 1 to 669 and encodes 222 amino acids.